AAAUGUCGCUUUGCCAACAAGUCGGUCGAAUAUUUUUGUUCUGUUCAGUGACAGAGAAGUUGUUUUUCCGAUUGAGUUACCGUAAAACGAUAACACGAGAAACACUCGUGUCAAUCAUCCUACACCAUGUACAUCAAACAGGUGAUUAUUCAGGGAUUCAAGUCGUAUCGUGAACAAACAGUAGUAGAACCUUUUGAUCCAAGACACAAUGUAGUAGUGGGAAGAAAUGGUUCUGGCAAGAGUAAUUUCUUUUAUGCAAUUCAAUUCGUUUUAAGCGAUGAAUUUUCCCAUCUCAGACCAGAACAGAGACAGGCUUUAUUGCAUGAGGGUACAGGGCCAAGAGUUAUUUCGGCACAUGUGGAAAUUAUAUUUGACAAUUCUGAUGGAAGAUUACCAAUUGACAAGGAAGAAGUAUACUUGAGGAGAGUGAUCGGCUCGAAGAAGGACCAAUAUUUCCUUAAUAAAAGAAUCGUAACCAGAAAUGAUGUAAUGAAUUUAUUAGAGUCUGCCGGAUUUUCACGUUCAAAUCCAUAUUAUAUUGUAAAGCAGGGAAAGAUAAAUCAAAUGGCAACAGCGCCUGAUUCUCAGAGACUUAAAUUGUUACGAGAAGUAGCUGGUACUAGAGUAUAUGAUGACAGAAGAGAAGAAUCAAAAUUUAUUUUAAAAGAAACAGAAGGAAAGCUGGAGAAGAUUCAAGACUUUUUACGAACAAUAGAGGAGCGUUUAAAAACGUUAGAAGAAGAAAAGGAAGAACUUAAAGAAUAUCAAUGCUGGGAUAAACAACGUCGCUGUUUAGAGUAUACGAUUCACGAACGUGAGCUUAAAGAGAAUAAAAGAAAGUUAGAAGAGCUGGAGAAGUCUAGGGCAAAUAGCGGCGCUGAGCAAGCACGUUUAGGCGCAGAAGCAAAAACUGCACAGGAAAUGGUAAGAGCUGCAACUAAACGCCUUAAGGAAGCAAAGAAGGAAGUGCAAACUGCUAAAGAAGAAAGAGAUACGCUCAGUGCUGAACAGCAACAGUUGUUAAAAGAAAAAACUAAACUGACAUUAACUAUUAAUGAUUUAUUGGAAGAAGUGAAAGGGGACAAUGACAGCAGGAAACGUGCACAGCAGGAAAUAUGAUGUUGAAUAAAUUUGUAUAAUGAAGUUAUUAAUUAACAAUCUAUUUUGUACGAGGAAAUGAAACGUGUAGAAGAGGAGUGUACACGCGAGUUACAAUUAAAAGAGCAAAAACGAAAAGAAUUGUAUGCGAAACAGGGACGCGGCAGCCAAUUCACUAGCAGGGAUGAGAGAGAUAAGUGGAUACAAAACGAACUUAAGCAACUUACCAAACAAAUAAAAGAUAAGGAAGAGCAUCAAAGAAAAAUUAGCGAAGACUUAAAGAAGGAUGCGGAGAAACAAAUUGUCUUAGAGAAAAAAAUCGAAGAGCACACGCGUGAAAUGGAACAACAAAGAGCAUCGAUAGAUGAACACAACAAGCAAUAUUAUGAGCUAACUAAAGCAAAGGACCAGUGUCAAGCCACUCGAAAAGAACAAUACCGACAAGAAAGCGUAUUACAACUUAAUUUAUCGGGACUCAAAGAAGAUUUGGCGAAAGCGGAUCAGAGCUUGCGAUCUAUGGCUGGAAAACCUAUUCUAAACGGGCGAGAUAGCGUGCGAAAAGUGCUGGAUACGUUUCGAACACGCACUGACAUGGUCCAUGAGGUGAGUAGCUAUUAUGGGCCUGUGAUUGAGAACUUCAGUUGCGAGAAGAAUUUUUAUAUGGCUGUAGAGGUGACCGCUGGAAAUCGAUUGUUCCAUCACAUCGUGGAAACAGAUAAAUUCGGAACGAAAAUCUUGAAAGAAAUGAACAAUCAACGACUUCCGGGAGAAGUAACAUUUAUGCCUUUGAAUCGAUUACACGUAAAAGAUAUGGAUUAUCCAAAAACGCCUGACGCUAUGCCUAUGAUAUCAAAAUUGGAAUACGAUGAGAAAUACGAUAAAGCUUUGAGAUAUAUUUUUGGAAAAACAUUAAUUUGUCGUAACUUAGAAACUGCGACAAAUCUAGCCCGCACUUCUGGUUUAGAUUGCGUAACUCUAGAAGGUGACCAAGUAUCAUCAAAAGGAUCAUUAACGGGUGGAUACUUUAACACAUUAAGGUCACGCUUAGAAAUACAAAAGACUAGGUCGGAAUUAAUGGCACAGAUUGCAUCCCUUGAAUCUCAACUGACAACUCUUAAAGACGAGAUCAGGAAGGCAGACCAAAAUAUUAGUUCUUACGUUAGUGAAAUGCAGAGAACCGAGACUAAAAAUAGUAAAGCUAAAGACGUGUACGAUAAAAUGAAAGCUGAAAUACGACUUAUGAAGGAAGAAUUGAGUGCAAUAGGAAGAUACCGUACACCAAAAGAAAGAAGCCUUGCCCAAUGUACAUCGAGUUUGGAAGCGAUGCGUGCAACGAAAGAAGGUUUAGAAAGCGAAUUACAUCAAGAACUCAUGGCACAACUAUCUGUUGCUGAUCAACGCCAGGUGGAUACAUUGAAUGACGAUAUAAGACGUUUAACGAAAGAUAAUAAAGAAGCAUUUGCUAAACGUAUGAGACUAGAGGCUGAGAAAAAUAAAUUGGAAAACCUGUUGACCAACAAUUUAGUUAGGAGGAAAGAUGAACUGGUACAGGCCCUGCAAGAGAUAUCAGUAGAAGAUCGUCAACGUCAAUUAGAAUCGUCAAAAGCACAAUUAGCGGAUAUUGAAAAGAGGCUAGUGAAAGUGAAUGCAGACUUUAAGGCUCAGAAUGAACGAGUUACUAACGCUAUAAAGAAGCAAAAAGCAGAAUCUGCAGAAGUUGAGAAGUGGAAGGUAAAAGAAAAGGAAGCACAAGAAAGGAUAGAAGCUGAUGCUAAGGAUCUAGAAAAAUUGGCCAGCAAAUUGAAUAUCUUGCAACAAAAAAUAGUAGAAUGUACACAAAAAAUCACAGAACUUGGUGCACUGCCUAGUCACGAAGUAUAUUCUAAGUUUAGCGCUAUGUCUACCAAGCAGUUGUUCAAAGAAAUGGAAAAAGCAAAUAAUCAUUUAAAAAAAUAUAGUCAUGUAAAUAAAAAAGCAUUAGAUCAGUUCAUGUCAUUCAGCGAUCAAAAAGAAAAACUUGUAAAAAGAAAAGAAGAGUUGGACAGAGGAGAUGAGAAAAUUAAAGAAUUGAUGUCUGUACUGGAGCAACGUAAAUGUGAAGCUAUACAAUUUACUUUUAAACAAGUAAGCAAAUAUUUUAGCGAGGUGUUCAAAAAACUUGUUCCAUCGGGUCAUGCACAAUUAGUUAUGAAGACGGCGGAUGGCGAGGAGGGAGACGACACAACGACGGAAUCGGCUGAAUCUGACAGGUUUAUCGGAGUUGGUAUACGAGUCUCUUUCACCGGUCACAGAGCUGAAAUGCGAGAAAUGAAUCAAUUAUCUGGUGGACAAAAAUCAUUGGUAGCAUUGGCGUUAAUAUUCGCAAUCCAAAAAUGCGAUCCCGCGCCGUUUUACUUGUUUGAUGAAAUUGAUCAAGCUCUGGACGCGCAACACAGAAAAGCUGUAGCAGAUAUGAUUCAUGAACUUAGUUCCGAUGCCCAAUUUAUCACAACAACGUUCAGACCAGAAUUACUACAACACGCGAACAAAUUUUACGGUGUCAAAUUCCGAAAUAAAGUAUCUCACGUUGUUUGCGUGACGCGAGAAGAAGCAGCCGACUUUGUAGAAGAUGACACAACGCACGGUUAAUAUAGACUAUACGUUAGUUAUAAAUCAUAAUCGGUCUGGAAGCGGUUAUUUUUCUUAAAACUGAACGAUUUUAUGGCGUGUAAAUUACCCGGGCUAUUAUCAUUAUUAAUCAUUUAUACAAAAACCUUUUUCAAAAUUGUAUGUUUAUCGCAUUAAACAAGGAAUGCUUUCGACUUCGUAUGAAAACGGCAUAUUUUAUUAUGUUAGUGUACCUGUGCGUAGAGAACAAUGAACAAUAAUUUUAACUCCACAUUAAUGGGUUUAUAAUUCUAUUAAUUUAUGUACAUUGAACAUGUGUUGCUCUACUUUAUAUUCCUUGAUUGUUAGGAGAGCCGUACGCGUGCGAUACUCGAAUUCAGUAGUUAUACUUUGCGAAAGAGAAAUUGGCGGAUAAAACGAAGUAGCUAUGUAAAUAAUUCACUAGUGAUGUAAGUGGAUAAAGAAAGUUUUUAUUUUAUUAA
This is a messenger RNA of Dufourea novaeangliae, 4187 nucleotides long. It is a transcript of the gene SMC3, whose product is annotated as structural maintenance of chromosomes protein 3. Gene Ontology annotation, cellular component: chromosome. Gene Ontology annotation, biological process: mitotic sister chromatid cohesion. Lineage: Eukaryota; Metazoa; Arthropoda; Insecta; Hymenoptera; Halictidae. The record is from RefSeq and is a predicted model, not a curated record. Gene Ontology annotation, molecular function: double-stranded DNA binding; protein binding; ATP hydrolysis activity.